Molecule: messenger RNA, 2130 nt
Organism: Cygnus olor (mute swan)
Lineage: Eukaryota; Metazoa; Chordata; Aves; Anseriformes; Anatidae
Gene: ERICH6
Product: glutamate rich 6
Exons: 12
Coding region: 256-1809 (517 amino acids)
Source: RefSeq, a predicted model, not a curated record
GCCAUGGAGACUGCACUGAGACCAGAGUCCGCCAUGGCCAGGGCCGAGCGGUACGGCACAGGGUCAGCCUCACCCCGCGCUGCUGGCUGAGGGCCAGCCCCACAGCCCUGCUCGCGUGAGGGGCGCACAGAGGAAGCCGGUAUCGUCAUCUGCAGGGAGUGCCGAGAUGAGCGACACCGGUGCUGUGACACGCACAGCCACCGAGCCGGGCACUUGGUGACACCUGGGCGAGACGGGGCAGCGGUGGUGAGGGAGAUGGAAACAUCAGGCAUUGCCAAUCCCACAAGUGUGCAGAAGCCACCAGGAAUUUCAGUGUCCAUGCAAACAGAAGCUAGCUGGCUUUACGAACAUGCCUACGAAAAAUCACCCCUGCCAGACAAGUUCAGCAGUUUAGAUACUUUGUGCAACUUGGAGUUCAAAGAAGAUUUUGUGAAGCUGUUCAAGCAAUCACUACAGACGCUCCCCUCUGUUGGCCUGCCGACUAUUCUGGCCUACAGACCUGAAUCAUCAUGGGACAGCAUGCAGAUUGAGGUAGAGGAGGAUUGCACUCCAAAGUGUGAGUUCUGUGGUAGCCUGCUGAAGCCAUUUCCUUCCUUUGAGGACACUUGCCCACAGUCACAGGAUUAUGAAUCAAAGUUCUGCUGUGAGCAGAAUCGAGACCUCUACGAGUUCAUUGUAAAGGAAACAAAGAAUCGCGAAAGUGCUUGGAAUGUUCCCAUUGCUAUUAAACCCCACAAGUCCCAUGGCACUGAAGCUGAAAGACGCCUGUCAAAGGAGAGAGCGUACCAGAGGCAGCAGGAGAGACAAAUGGCCAGACAGUUAGCUUUCCUGGCAGCUGAGCCAACAACUGUAGCCGAAUGUUCAAGACAACCUGGCGUGAUUUCUUACCUGCUUUCUCAGGAGCCACCAUCUCCAACAGGCUGGACACUGGUACCUGGUGAAAGAGCAGCAAAGCUCAAAGAGGAGCCCAUCUCCUACAGCAUCACCUACUGCGAUUUCACCAUUGUGGGCGGAAAGGCAAGUAGCUGCUGCUUGAUGGGACGAGCUGCACCUGGAUUGCACCCACACUACAGAGUAGUGAAGAAUGAAUUGUUGGAAAGAUACUACAAACAUGGAGGGAAAUUUCUUACCAUGCUUCCAGAUGGAACAGCACAGUUAUUCUAUCCAUCUGGAAAUCUGGCAAUCAUUGUUAUACGAGAAAGAAAAUGGUUUAUUUGCAUAGUACGGGAAGACAAGCACAAUAACGCCGAAAUACAAGCAGUAUUUAAGUCCAAUGGCAGAAGUACUUGUUAUUACCCACACGGAUCUGUAUGGAUAAACAUGAAUGUUCAGGGAGGGCAGUAUUUGGACAAGGCAGGCAGCAGGGUGAGAAGGUGGAUGUGGCCAAACAGCUUAACAUCAUCAGGACCCUGCGUCCCACUGAGCCCCAUCUUCAUCUCCCUGAACCAGCACGUUGGGGUCAGGAUUGUGGGCCAGGACAAGAUCACUGUUUCCUUCCUCGCCAUGGGACAACAAGCAAAAUUCAACGUGGGAACCAAAGUGCAGGUCGGCCCGGCCAGCCGGCUGCGUCCGCCCACCCCGCUGAGUGAGGACGACCUCCUGCUGCUGGCCCUCAGGGUGAGGAUCCUGCGACUCUUCGAUAAACUGCGUGGAUGCUUAAGCUUUCCUUCCAACGAGCAAUGGGACAAAAUCAAGCCUCCAGCAUACCUUAUGACACAGACUUUAAAGAUCUUACACCUUUGCACAACUUCUGACCUAAGCGAAGAGCUGCGCAGCUCGGUUAGGGCGAUACUAAAUGCUCAGGUCUGACCAGCAUGUAUGGUGUGAAGGCAAAAUGAGCCAAGCCUGGGAAGAGACAGAGAUGCCCCUGAAGCUGUGGCACUUGCAUGUGCUCAGCAAGGUUCCACCUGCAGCUUUAACCCGCUGCGGUGUGGAGCCGAGGACAGCCUGUAGCCCUUCUGCACAGCCACUCUCCUGUGGCCCUCCCACCUGACAGGUGCUUGCUCAAUGUAAGUGAGGCUGUGGUGCAAGAAGCACCAGCUUGUGAGCCCAUGGCGAAGUAUAUCUUGUCUGUGAGGCUUGAAGAGGGGCUUUGCUCAGGGUACAAUAAAUCCAUGCUUGAGGUUGGUG